This is a messenger RNA of Penicillium expansum, 3090 nucleotides long. Its product is annotated as Monooxygenase, FAD-binding. Bases 1 to 3090 code for a protein of 1029 amino acids. NCBI's taxonomy places the organism in Eukaryota, Fungi, Ascomycota, Eurotiomycetes, Eurotiales, Aspergillaceae. The record is from RefSeq and is a predicted model, not a curated record. Gene Ontology annotation, molecular function: FAD binding. The transcript has 6 exons.
AUGCCUACUUCUCCUGAUUCUCCUAUUCUCAUUAUCGGUGCAGGUAUCAGUGGUCUCGUACUGGCCCAAUACCUCCAGCGCCAUGAUGUUCCUUUCAAGAUCUUCGAUCGAGACUCCGCAAUCGAUGCCCGAAGUGGUGGAUGGGGUCUAACGCUGCAUUGGUCACUCCCCGCCCUGCGAGAAUUACUACCAGAACACAUCGUCGAGCGCUUCCCGGAAACUUUUGUCAACAAAGAAGCUUCCGCCCGAGGCGACACCGGUCGCUUCCAAUUUUUUGAUCUCAAGUCCGGAGAUGCAUUAUACAAUAUUCCCGCCGCGGAGCGCAUUCGCGUCAGUCGCGUUCGCUUGCGAGAGUUGCUGACAACCGGUGUGGGUGUUCAAUGGAACAAAAGCUUUCAAAGUAUCGAGUCCACAGCUGAUGAAAUCACCGCGCAUUUUGAGGAUGGCACAUCUUACACCGGGCGGCUACUGGUCGCAUGCGAUGGUUCACGGUCGCGCACACGCGAGAUUCUAUACCCAGAUGUACAGAUGAACCAGUUACCAGUGCAGCUUCUAGGUGCCUCGACACUGUACAGUGCGGAAGAGCUGGGUGGCAUCGAGUCAAUCGACCCUUUUAUCUUCCAGGGCUCGCAUCCUGAGUCUAAUGUGUUCCUAUUCUUCAGUUUUCUGGAUACCCCGGGCAACUUCGAGAAUAGUAGCAAGGAUCGUUACCACUGUCAAAUCAUCACCUCCUGGGCCGAUUCGAAGGGAAUCACAGUCCCAGACGCGAACGCCGAGCGCAUCACACUGAUGAAGAAGAUGACUGAUAGUUGGUCGGAACCCUUCCGAUCGCUCGUACACAAGCUCCCGGACGAUGUGGAAGUGCGCUCAAUUCGCAUUGAAGACUGGAUGUUCAGCCUGGGCAGGGCACACGCGCAUCCCCGGGCGGUGUUGAUGGGUGAUUCAGCUCACACAAUGACUAUGUUCCGCGGAGAAGGCGCCAACAACGCGAUCGUCGAUGUGUUGGAUCUCGUGAAGCGGGUCGAUAUGCGCCAGCCAAGCUCCUUCGACUCCGAAGCCUUGGUAUCCUCCCUCGCAGCAUACGAGAACGAUGUCUUCGCACGAGCCGAGCCUAGCUUCCUCAACUCUAGACAGGCAGUCGUGCAGCUUAGACGCAACGCUGUGCAACAUGGGUCGGAAAUUCAGUUCUUGCAUUCGCUUUUGGUGGACCUCGAAUCAUCUCCAUCCGAUCCAGUGCCCCAAGUCGUUAAAAAGAUCAAAAAUCAAAUAUUUCGGCUGGAGACCGGUCAGGACCCCACAGAAUCAGAUUUAUCCACCACCGCAUCGGCACAACGGGAAUCCAGCACAAGUGAGGACCGUGCACCUAGUAAAGUGUCACUCGGUGCAACUGACAGCACCUCAUCUCAAAUUGACUCAUCGCUUCUCACGGCUAUUGAACAUCUGGCUUGGGGUCGUAAUUCUGCUGGAUGCUUCCCUCACAUGACCUGCUCAUGUCAGUAUCGCAAAGAUGGACCCCAAUCGUUAUCAGGGACAGGCCCUCUCCCAGUCAAUGCAUCCAGUCCAGGGCUGAAUUCCUCCCUUCCCAGCGUUACGGACGCACAGAAGCUGAUCAAGUUCCAUUUAUGCCAUGUGGCCUGGCAUCAUAAUUGCAUUCAUGGUCCAAAAUUCCUCGAGCAGUGCGAGUUAUUCUGGGAGACUGGGAAAUUUGAUGAUCCUCUCUGGCUGGCACUCUACUUUUCUGUAUUGAGUGCCACCGUUAGCUCAAUCCAGGAUAGUACGAAAGUAAGAGAGCUUGUUGAUGUGGACCUACAGGCAAUACCAUCUACACAUCAACUGUUCUCUGCUAUGGUGCAAACCCUCUACAACUCACAUUUUCUCAGCAAUCUCUCCGUAUGCUCCGUUCAAGCAAUCGUCAUAUCAACCGAGGUCGCUCAUAAUCUUGGCUUGAGUCAACUGAACGCGACUUUAUUCAAUGCUGCAGUGCGCAUUGCCGAGUGCCUUGGGAUCCACAAAAUUCAGGAUCCAUCAAAGAAACCUGCGCAAAACAAAGAUGAAUGGGAUGAGAAGGUAGAAAGAGAAGUGGGAAAGAGAGUGUGGUGUCAAAUGAUUAUCCAAGACCAUUUCGCCAUUCCUUUUACCGACACCUACAGUAUCUCUCCGAUGCAUUUCUCGACAGGUCCCCCCAUGAACGCGGAUGAUUAUGACUUGACGGAUAUGCCUAUCACAUCCCCCACCAUAAGCACGUACAUCCGCGUGCUCGUGAAUUUGGCAGAAUUGAUGCCCGGUCUAGUUGACGGACUCGGUCCAAUGAAAUCCAGAAAGCCCAUGCGAGAGCAAUAUGAACAUAUUCUGCAUAUAGACCAGAAAAUGAGAGGCAUUGUGAAAAACAUACCCCCAGUCCUUCUGCGUGCCGAUAAAAUAAAGGAAGCACAAAUUCCAUGGCUUGCUAUCGCUCGACGGAGUCUUGCUAUCACUGCAGCUGAGAAGAUUAUCAUGAUCCAUCGGCCAUUCCUCUUCCGCUCUUUCAAUGACCAAACAUACAUCUACUCAAGACGUACCUGUGUUGCCGCUGCAAUGACAAUUUUGCGUGAGCACGAGGUAAUCGUAAGAGAAGGGGAUAUCUCGAUAUGGACUCAUACAGCCUUUGCGAUUACCGCUGCAGUCAUUAUGUGCUUUGAGGUUAAUGCAACUGCAGACAACCAAGUCACUAUCGCCCAAAGCCACAAGGAUGCCAUAGUCGCAGCUCGCACCCGCCUUGCUGAUCGGACUAAUGACGUGCUUGCUCAGCGAGGCGUCGCGUUAAUCGAUGCUAUCUUUACUGCCGACACAUCCUCCGACUCCGCGGGACCUGGCAACAAAAUGAUUGAUUUUGGUCAAAUUCUGGCUAAGUUCUCAACUUUUACGAGAAUGAAUCUAGGCCCUGACACCCCCGAAACAACUGUUAGCAGAUUCUCAAAUACCGAUCCCCAAGAUGUGAUCGGUGCUCAUUUUAAUGAAAUGCAGCCGGCGUGGGAUACAGCAGAAGAUAUCGAUUUUGAUGCAUGGUUCAAUGGAACAUUCCACACUCUACAUGACCCUCUUCAGUUUUGA